AUGAGCUCCAUGGUGAUAUUGGUGGAACGAGUGAAUUCGAUGCAAGCAGAACUGAGUGCCAUCAAAGCUCCAGGACAAUGGCCGGUUACGCCGAGUUUCUUUGGGCAAGAAAAAGGGAUAAGUAAGAUGCCAGAGCACUUUAGUGUGAAUCCUUUGCACUUUUUAGGUCAUGAUACUCCAGGAUCGUCCCGGCCUACAGCAGGCCCGUCUUUGCAGUUGUCAGGCGAGACACCUAGUUCGGAACAGAUGCCCAGGAGUUGGUAUGAAAAGAUGUUAGAACUCCCUAAUCACCACCUACAGUUGGUACCAGUGAUUAAUCUGCCAGCAGCUGCAACAGGGAACGGAGAUCAAGCGGCAAGAGUUCCUUUGAUGCAUCAAGGGCAGCCACCCAAUCGGAUACACAAUCAGUCGCGGGAACCGGCAGUUAAUCAGGCGGCUACAUAUGUUAAUAAUAAUCCAGCAGGAAAGACUUUCUCGAACUUGGGAGAGUUGGCUGAAGCAAUUUGUCAAUUGGACAAGGUAAUUGCCAAAGAAGCUGAAAGCUGCAAAAGUCACGGUAGACAAUGGUUCAACCCUCCUAAUCAACCGACGCCUAGUACCCCACAAGCUUACGGCAUACCACCAGGACCAGGAGUAGCCACAGGGGCAAAACCACGAACCGACCCUAAUAAUCCAGGCCGAGUGUACUCAUUUGAUAUUACUCAACAGGAGAAGAUGAUUGACAAUGGGGAUAUCCAAGUGGAAGAACCAGAAGCCGUGAUGAUAGAACUAUUCCCGGUGAACCAUGUAGUAGGAAUGAUAAAUGUGGAUCCCCGGGCAGCUGCUUAUGCUAGACAGAAGAUAAGUAUUGGUUACCAAGAUUGUGAUCGAGUGGUGGAUUCAAUAAAAGAAGAAGUUUGCCGAUUGGGAAGUGCGAAUGGUGGGCAUUUGCAUCAACGAAAAAUCCUUUCCCAGCAAGCAGAAGAAGAGAUAACCAUUGAAGACGACGGACAGUUGCAAACUUGGAGUAGACAGGCUGAACAUCCAAGGCCGGCAAAUAAGAGUGUUGAUCAACAUGCAGAUAGAUUAGUGCCACGACAGCCGAUUCAUGAGUUGUUAGGUCCACGCACAUCCCAAGGAUUUGGGAAUGAGAGAUUUGAAUCAAGAACAGUGAAACACAGGUUGUCAUGGCCAAAUCAUGAGCACCCCAGAUUACCAACUCCUGUAUCAACAAGCAGUGAUAUGACUCGAACUCAGCAUCGAAGGUGGCAGCGGCAACGGGCAGGAAGAUAUCAGGAUUUAAGGCAAAGAAGGGAGCUUGAACAAUCACCUUACGGUGCACAUGGUAAGCAGGCUCGACUAACUAAGCAGUGGCAAGUCAAGAAGCAUGAUAGUAUGGAUGUCAACAUGGGGUACGUAUUGCCUAAAGAAUAUACUGCUAGACAAGCUAUGGCAAAAAUGCUUGAAGUGAAAUCUGAUGAACCAGAGAAAACGAUGGUGCUGAAAGCUUUGGUGAUUUGGGGGCAAAAUGGACCAGAAGUUAUAAAGGUCGAUGCUAAACCGUUUACGGUGCAGAGCAAUGCAGCUGAAGCUUUUUAUUAUGAAAAGGAUGUCAGACUGUGUAGGUUGCUUAGAAUUGACAAAUACGGUAAAUCUAUGACCGCAAUGCCUAUGAAGAACAUAGAUGCCGUGUGUGAGGAUGAAGCUUCAGUUGAAUAUCAUGAUAUUGAGUUAUCAGAAUUAGCAAAGGCAAGUAGCAAACUUGAAGAUGACGUCGUGGUGACAAAGGAACCAAUAGAGUCGGCAAUUGUAAGGAAGACAGAAAUGCAGACAAUACUACCUUUGACAGUAUCUGGGACUUCCUCACUAACUGUAAACAGCCUAAGCCUCCUCACCUUAAACCCAUCUCUAAACCUCCUCAAUUCCAUUUCUAAAUCCACUUUUUCUUCUUCACCAUGUGCUUCAAGGUCUCCUCUUCACGACCCAUAUGCCCAAAUUGCUCCUGGGCUUUGUCGAGCUAGUCAGUUGGCAGAAUUGUACCCAACUAUGUCUCCUGACAUUGUAGUUAGGGAGGCUAGAUUGGAGGAUUGUUGGGAAGUGGCUGAGACCCAUUGUAGCUCCUUCUUCCCCCAGUACUCUUUCCCUCUAGAUUUUGCAUUGAGAAUCGACAGGCUGAUCGGGAUGCUGUUUGGGUUUUCAUUACCUAGUGGAUGCCAGAGGACUUGUCUAGUUGCGGUUGUUGGCAGUUCAGAUGAAGAGCCUCUUCUCUUAUGGAACGAAGAUUUCAAAAUAGGUGGCUUUGAUGGGAAAUUGAGUUUACACAAGGGAUACGUAGCUGGGAUAUUAACUGUAGAUACUGUGGCGGAUUUUCUUCCAAGAAAAGGACCGUUGCGACAAAGAAGGAAGGGUAUUGCAUAUAUAUCCAAUGUUGCAGUACGGGAAAGAUUUCGUCGAAGGGGAAUAGGGAAAAGGCUUGUAGCUAAAGCAGAGGCACAGGCAAAAAGCUGGGGAUGUAGAGCUGUUGCCUUGCAUUGUGACCUCAACAACCCAGGAGCCACCACGUUGUACAAAAGUCAAGGCUUCAGGUGCGUCAAAAUACCAGAGGCGGCAAACUGGCCUCAACCCAGGACUUCACCUGAUGUUGAAUUUCACUUCAUGAUGAAGCUUCUGAAGUGA
Molecule: messenger RNA, 2655 nt
Organism: Oldenlandia corymbosa var. corymbosa
Lineage: Eukaryota; Viridiplantae; Streptophyta; Magnoliopsida; Gentianales; Rubiaceae
Source: the annotation of a GenBank genome assembly